ACUAAGAACAGCUGCAGAACAAUGGCUGCCUUCCUUCAUCACUGCCCCUUCCUGAAGUCUGUCCCUAAGCCAGCUUUGAGGAGAACAGGGGCUGCCUUGCUGUCUCUGGCCGAUCGAUGCCCCAUCAUUGCUCGCCAGAUCAGUGUGAGUGGCCCAGCUUCUCUUGAGGCCAAGCUGAGCGUCUCACCCACCAAACUGAAGAGUCGCCAACUUCCCACAGUGGACCAGAGGAGGCAGUUUGCUCAAUCGGCUACUCAGGUGGCUGUGUCAGUAUCGAAGGGCUGCCCUUUUGUCUCCUCCCAGAUUGGGAUGGUCCGAGCCAGCCCUGAAGUACAGGAGGACGUCCAAGAAGGUUUGAUGACUUCUCUGUUAAAGGGUUUAAAGGAUUCUAUCCUCCCAACAUCAGCUCAAACCAACACUGUCACCCACCUCCUCAAGGACAACAUGGCUGGCCCCAGCUACGACUAUGACCGCUUCUUUAUUGAGAAGAUUGCUGACAAAAAGAAGGACCACACAUACAGGGUCUUCAAGACCGUGAAUAGGAGCGCUCAGGUCUUCCCUUUUGCUGAGGAUUACUCUGUUUCUGGACGGGAGGGCUCCCAGGUGUCCGUCUGGUGCAGCAACGACUAUCUGGGGAUGAGUCGGCAUCCGCGGGUCCUCAGUGCAAUCAGAGAUGCCCUGGACCAGCAUGGUGCAGGAGCAGGUGGGACCAGGAACAUCUCAGGCACCAGUAACUUCCAUGUGUCUCUGGAGAAAGAGCUGGCGGAGCUGCACCAGAAAGACGCAGCUCUGGUCUUCUCCUCCUGCUUUGUAGCAAAUGACUCCACCCUCUUCACGUUGGCUAAGAUGCUGCCAGGGUGCGAGAUCUACUCUGAUGCAGGGAACCAUGCAUCAAUGAUUCAGGGCAUCAGGAACAGUGGAGCCAAGCGCUUCAUCUUCCGCCACAAUGACAGCCGACACCUGGAGGAGCUGCUGCAACGCUCCGACCCCAAGACACCUAAAAUAGUGGCAUUUGAGACUGUGCACUCUAUGGAUGGUGCCAUAUGUCCUCUGGAAGAGCUGUGCGAUGUAGCUCACCGUUAUGGAGCUCUGACAUUUGUAGAUGAGGUUCAUGCUGUGGGCCUGUAUGGAGCCCAUGGAGCUGGAGUAGGAGAGAGGGACAGCGUUAUGCACAAGAUUGACGUUGUUUCUGGGACCUUAGGCAAAGCCUUUGGCUGUGUUGGAGGCUACAUUGCCAGCAGCACCGCCCUGGUGGACACAGUGCGCUCCUACGCAGCCGGCUUCAUCUUCACCACUGCCCUUCCCCCAAUGGUCCUCUCUGGAGCCCUGGAGUCUGUCCGGGUCCUGAAGAGCCCUGAGGGUCAGGCGCUCCGCAGAGCCCACCAGAGGAACGUCAAACACAUGAGGCAGCUGCUCAUGGACAAGGGCCUGCCUGUGGUCAACUGUCCCAGCCACAUCAUCCCCAUACGGGUGGGCAACGCUGAGCUGAACACCAAGGUGUGUGACAUCCUGCUGGAGAGACACAACAUCUACGUCCAGGCCAUCAACUACCCCACGGUGCCUCGUGGCGAGGAGCUGCUGCGUCUGGCUCCUUCUCCUCAUCACCACCCCGCCAUGAUGGAGUACUUCGUGGAUAAACUGGUGGAAGUGUGGCAGGAAGCAGGGCUCCUGUUGAACAGCCCGGCCACGGCUUCCUGCACCUUCUGUGACCGCCCGCUCCACUUUGACCUUAUGAGCGAGUGGGAGAAAUGCUACUUCGGUAACAUGGAACCACAGUACAUUACUGUUUCUGCUUAAUACCACAGUACAAAUAGCACCUUAACACAAAUUACACAUACAAUAUAUGUAUAAAUUGAAUGCUAUAUUCAACAUCCUUUUAAAUUAUAAAGUGUUAAAACAUUCUUUAAUGCCAGUGGUUUGAACUAAAUUCCAGUAUUUAUUUAGGUUUUCCUGUAUUUAUGCUUACUAAAUUGUGUUUGCUGUCAUGGAUAUGAUUAAAUAAAGUUGUGCUCCCUUAAUUUUAAAAGCACAAAACCUGCACAUUGGGCACUUUCUUAAAUCUCUUAUCUAGGUGUGAUGGUUUGAAUUAAACUAUGCUAUUUAAUUUCAUGUUGCGUGAGUUCCUACAUAUCAUAUAACCAUCGUGACCAUCAUGUCCACAAUAAUGCAAUUACUGAUGUUUCAGUCGUAAAAUGUGUGAACUACUAAAGUUAAUUGGUUUAUAAAACAAAACAUGAUAAAACUCAUAAAACAAUAAAUCUGUGGUGUUGAAAAUCUA
Molecule: messenger RNA, 2278 nt
Organism: Morone saxatilis (striped sea-bass)
Lineage: Eukaryota; Metazoa; Chordata; Actinopteri; Moronidae
Gene: alas2
Product: aminolevulinate, delta-, synthase 2
Biological process (GO): hemoglobin biosynthetic process; heme biosynthetic process; erythrocyte development
Cellular component (GO): mitochondrion; mitochondrial matrix
Molecular function (GO): pyridoxal phosphate binding; 5-aminolevulinate synthase activity
Source: RefSeq, a predicted model, not a curated record